Gigantopelta aegis is the source of this 1911-nucleotide messenger RNA. Its product is annotated as fibrillin-1-like. The record is from RefSeq and is a predicted model, not a curated record. Lineage: Eukaryota; Metazoa; Mollusca; Gastropoda; Neomphalida; Peltospiridae. Gene Ontology annotation, molecular function: calcium ion binding.
AUGUAUGGGACAGUGACUGGAUAUGGUUAUAAUACUACAGUUGAUGGGAACUACACAAUUAGUCAUAGUCAUCCUAAUGGGAAGAUAUAUGUCAGUGUGUAUGGAUUUAUUUCUAGUGGUGGCUAUGGAUAUCUAGCAGGAAUGCUUCUCAAUGGACCAGAAAUCAAUGAAUGUACUGACAAUAAUGGAGGAUGUGAGGAUUCUUGUCAUAAUACAAAUGGCAGUUACUACUGUUCAUGUAAUACCAGCUAUAUUAUUAACUAUGACAACCAUCAUUGUGAUGAUGUGAAUGAAUGUACUCUUGGUAUUAGUGGAUGUAAUCAGAAUUGUGUCAAUACAGAAGGUUCCUAUCUUUGUUCCUGCUUUGCUGGAUACCAUCUUAUGAGUAAUCAGAAAAACUUGUGUUGUUAUGUCUGUGAUUGUCAACCAGGGUACCAGUUGUCCAAUGGACUCACUUGUUCUGAUAUCAAUGAAUGUGAUAGUAACAAUGGUGGUUGUGAUCAAGAAUGUAUUACAGUAGGAUCUUACUAUUGUCAAUGUAACACUAGCUUCACACUUGAUGAAGAUGGACAUGGAUGUUCUAACAUUGAUGAGUGUAGUGAAGGGAUUUCUGGAUGUAGUCAACUAUGUACUAAUACUAUUGGAAGCUAUAGAUGUGCUUGUCAGAAUGGAUACCAACUUGGAAUUGACAACCACACAUGUCUUGACAUCAAUGAAUGUACAACUCAAAAUGGAGGAUGUGAACAGAAUUGUCAAAAUACAAUUGGUAGCUAUUCUUGUUCUUGUCUGACUGGAUACUUAAUUGAUGAUAGCAAUGGUUACAACUGUACAGAUAUCAAUGAGUGUGCUUCAUAUAAUGGAGGUUGUAGUCAGACUUGUUCUAACACUCCUGGUUCUUACUCCUGUUCCUGUAACUCUGGAUAUGUCCUAAAUAUAGAUGGAUAUAAUUGUACUGAUAUCAAUGAAUGUGAUAAUGACAAUGGUGGUUGUGAUCAUAUUUGUAUCAAUAAACCAGGAAGUUAUCACUGUCAAUGUGAUGUUGGUUUUAAUUUAGAAAACAAUGGAAACUGCACAGAUAUCAAUGAGUGUAAUACUAAUAAUGGAGGUUGUGAACAAAUAUGUACUAAUACUAAUGGAAAUUUCCAGUGUUCCUGCUAUUCUGGAUAUAGUGGUAACAUCUUCUGCUCAGAUAUUAAUGAGUGUGCUACUGAGAAUGGAGGAUGUCAACAGAACUGUCAAAACAGUAUCGGUACUUAUUCUUGUUCUUGUCUGACUGGAUAUUCAGUUGAUACUAAUGGUCACAACUGUACAGAUAUCAAUGAGUGUACUUCAUAUAAUGGAGGUUGUAGUCAGACUUGUUCUAAUACUCCUGGUUCUUACUCCUGUUCCUAAUCUGGAUAUGUCCUAAAUAUAGAUGAACAUAAUUGUACUGAUAUCAAUGAGUGUAAUAAUGACAAUGGUGGUUGUGAUCAUACUUGUAUCAAUAAACCAGGAAGUUAUCAGUGUCAGUGUGAUAUUGGAUUCAACACCGAUACCAAUGGAAAAAUUUGUACAGAUAUUAAUGAAUGUGAGAUUGGAAAUGGAGGUUGUGAACAAAUAUGUACAAAUAUUGAAGGUAGUUUCCAAUGUACCUGUCAACCUGGAUAUCAUCUAUACAAUAGUAUAUUUUGCUCAGACAUAGAUGAGUGUUCACUCAAUCUAACAAGAUGUACUCAAGGUUGUCAUAACAGUGUUGGUAGUUAUCAAUGUACAUGUCAGACUGGCUAUUACUUAGCAAUUGUAGUUUUUCUUGUUCUCAAACGAAAAAGACUUAAAAGUCAGAAAUAUGAUAUUUCUGAAGAUAAUAAUGCUAGACAGAAUUCAUUGUACUUCGAAGUUAAUGAAACAUUUCAUGAAGAAGAAAAUUUGUGA